This is a messenger RNA of Brachypodium distachyon (stiff brome), 2201 nucleotides long. RefSeq names its product heat stress transcription factor A-2b. The record is from RefSeq and is a predicted model, not a curated record. Bases 477 to 1850 code for a protein of 457 amino acids. Gene Ontology annotation, molecular function: DNA-binding transcription factor activity; RNA polymerase II cis-regulatory region sequence-specific DNA binding. NCBI's taxonomy places the organism in Eukaryota, Viridiplantae, Streptophyta, Magnoliopsida, Poales, Poaceae. The transcript is spliced from 2 exons. Gene Ontology annotation, biological process: regulation of transcription by RNA polymerase II. Gene Ontology annotation, cellular component: nucleus.
CAAAAUCUUCCUUUCCCAAAAUAGCCAUCCACCCAACCCCACCCCACUCGCUCGCCGCCGCUCCAGCCGCCGACCGACAGGAGAAACCGACCCCCCCCGUCCCGCCGUCGGCUCCGCUCAGAUCUUCUCCGCCGUCCCCCCGCCUCGCCUCGCCGCACGUCUUGCUGGUUCGUUCGCGCGCCCUGGGUCCGUGGUCCCCAGCAAUCUCUCUGCCGUUUCUUUCCCUUGCGUGUACUUGCGGGUAGGGGUGGCAUGAUGGCGAGGUAGGCCCCCUCCCUUAUCUUCUGUCCUCCCAGGCUCUCUCCGUGCCCCUGCGGCGACGGCCAUGCCACCUACCUUCCGAUCAAGCCAAGGCCUCCUGCCGUUCCCUGCAUAAUUAACUCCGCCAUUUCCGGUUCCAGAGGUUCAGUGCGGCUGCGGACGAGGGUUUAGUCAGUGUGGUUACUUGAGCGGGUGGUCUCGGCCUCCUGGAGGGUAUGGACCCACUGCUGAGUCUGGUCAAAGAGGAGCAGGAGGGCCAUGGGGGUGGGGGAGGCAGUCCGCCGGCGGCAGUGGCGGCGGAGGAUGGACCGUCCACUGUGGCGGCGGCGGCGGUACCGAGGCCGAUGGAGGGGCUUCACGAUGUCGGGCCGCCGCCGUUCCUCACGAAGACCUACGACAUGGUCGAUGACCAGAACAGCAACCAUGUCGUGUCGUGGAGCCCCACCAACAACAGCUUCGUGGUCUGGGAUCCCCACGCCUUUGCCACCUCGCUGCUGCCCAGGCACUUCAAGCACAGCAACUUCUCCAGCUUCGUCAGGCAGCUCAACACCUAUGGUUUCAGAAAGGUAGAUCCGGAUCGAUGGGAAUUUGCUAACGAGGGGUUUCUACGGGGACAGAGGCACCUUCUCAAGAACAUCAGGCGUCGAAAACCUCCUGCUCAUCCUGCUUCAAAUCAGCAGUCUUUUGGAUCAUCAUACCUUGAGGUAGGGCACUUUGGAAAUGAUGCAGAGAUCGACCGGCUGAAGAGGGACAAGGAAUUGUUGAUGGCACAAGUGGUGAAGUUAAGGCAGGAACAGCAGGACACCAAGGCACGUCUAAAAGCCAUGGAGGAUAGGCUACAUGGGAAUGAGCAAAAGCAACAGCAGAUGGUAACAUUCUUGGCACGUGUUUUGCGGAACCCUGAAUUCUUAAAGCAACUGAUUGCCAAGAACGAGAUGAGGAAGCAACUCCAUGACACUAUCUCCAAGAAAAGAAGGCGUCGCAUCGACCAGGGAACUGAAGCUGAUCACAUGGGGGCUAGCAGCAGCCUGCAGCAAGAGUCACCUAUUCUGUUUGAUCCCCAUGUGUCAAUGGAACUUCUUGCUGACGGGUCAGUGCAACUCCUUGCCGAUGACAUCCCACCUGACCUGGAAGGUUCAGGGGGAUUCGUUGCUGAUGGGAUCCCACCUGACAUGGAAAGUUCAGUGGAACACGUCGCUGAUGGGAUCCUACCUGGUCUGGAAGGAUCAGUGGAACUCCUUGCUGAUGGGAUCCCACCUGACCUCGAAGGUUCGCUGGAUCUGCUUGCUGAUGGGAUCCCACUUAACCUGGAAGGUUCAAUGGAACUGCUUGCUGAUGGGAUCCCAUCUGGUCUCGAGGGUCCAGGUAUCAAGACUAACGGUGUAAUGGAGCCACAUGGUUUUGACCUGGGUAUCUGUGGAAUGCAGCAGAACAGAGCCCAGGGGGUGUUGAAAGAUAAUUUCUGGGAUGAUCUACUGAAUGAAGAACUUGGUGAUGAGGAUGACAACCCGGUUAUCAUGGAAGACAUGAAUCUGCUGUCUGAGAAGAUGGGUUAUCUCGUCUCAGAUACCCCAACGCCCACCAAAUAGCUCCAUUUCUGCGUGCCACAUCGCUGCAACUUUCGUCAUGUUCCAUCCAUCUCGCUCUGCAAUCCAAGGAGUUCUGCCGUGACGACGGUGACGCUCCGCCGUUAGGAGGACAUCUGUGAAGCUGAUCGUCAUCCUCCAUCGCUUGCUUGGUCGGGGAGAGUGUUUCUUCUGACUUACCAUUGCCAUUUGUUCGUUCGUCGGUCUGUGAAUCGGGUAAUGCUGUUGAUGGAACAUAUGUAUUUCGAUCUGUGCUGGUGUCUGAUAUUCUCCCGUGGCAUUGCAUUCUGAUGGUAUAACUGCAGUCUUAUAGAUGGUCAUCCGGAGUUAUACAUGGUGUGUUGAUUCGUACCC